Messenger RNA from Rhipicephalus microplus (southern cattle tick), 3794 nucleotides. Its product is annotated as ATP-dependent DNA helicase Q5. Lineage: Eukaryota; Metazoa; Arthropoda; Arachnida; Ixodida; Ixodidae. Gene Ontology annotation, biological process: double-strand break repair via homologous recombination. The record is from RefSeq and is a predicted model, not a curated record. Gene Ontology annotation, molecular function: 3'-5' DNA helicase activity; four-way junction helicase activity; nucleic acid binding. Gene Ontology annotation, cellular component: chromosome; cytoplasm; nucleus.
AAUGCUUCGGCACAUCGCGCGCAACGUCGGCAAUGCUCGAGAAGCCUGUAGUGCACCGGACCGGAUAAUAGUAUUCGAACCAUUCGAACUCGCAUGUUUGAGAGACCCAAUGCGCUGCAAGCUUCUCCUCGCCCGCCGCUAGGCUCUACGCUGGCUAGAGUAGAAACCAUUGCCAACUGGACACUGCUGUGCUGCCAAGUGCUUACUUCGCGUCAUCCAACGCCCUCAACUCUGUGGACGCCUCAUGCAAGAAUCAAAUAUAUAAGGAUGUGCUUUUCUUCGUCUGCAACACGGCGCGGCCGGCUGCGGCAAGGCCCGUAGGCCGAGGGCACUGCGCCGCGUCUGCAGCGCAAUGGUCGAGCUGGCGCUUUCGUAGCGCGUGCCGUGUUUCUAGUGCCACGAGCUAUUCGAGACGACAGAUGACGUUCCAGGUUUCCUUGCGCACAGGACGCAAGUUUAGGUGGCCACGGUCCUGGCUGUAGCUGUUCUGUCGUGGUAGUAAUGUCGGACUCGAAAGAGCGAAAAGCCAUGGAGCCGGCGUUGAGCGUGAACCAGGACAAGCUGCAGCACGCCCUGGCCGAUGCUCUGACGAGGAUAUUUGGACACAAAGCUUAUCGCAGCGGCCUGCAGAAGAAGGCGAUCGAAGCGGUGGCGCAGUGCGGCCAAGAUGUUUUCGUGUCCAUGCCGACCGGAGCUGGCAAGUCGCUGUGCUUUCAACUACCCGCCGUAGUGACCCCGAAGGACAGCGUUACCGUGGUGGUGUCACCGCUUAUCGCGCUCAUGACUGACCAGCUGCAGAAACUCAAGUCCCUGCACGUCCGUGCCGAGACCAUCAACUCUACCAUGAGCUCUCUGGAACGGCAGCGUGUUAGGCGAGACCUGAUGAGCAUGAGCCCGGAGACCCGGCUGCUGUACGUGACGCCAGAGCAAGUGGCCAGCGAAAAGUUUCAGGCUGUCCUCAGCGCGCUUUACAAGAUCGAUAAGCUGGCUCGUUUUGUGGUCGAUGAGGCGCACUGCGUCUCCGAGUGGGGUCACGAUUUCAGGCCGGAUUACCUCAAGCUCGGCAAAGUGCGCGACAUGUUUCCCGACGUUCCCAUGGUCGCCCUCACUGCCACCGCCUCUGCCAAGGUAUUCGACGAUAUUCUGGUACAGUUGAGGCUAAGGCAGCCUGUGGCGAUAUUUAAGACUUCUAGCUUCCGAUCUAACCUUUACUACGAUGUCGAGUUCAAGGAGGCUCUUGACGAGCCCUUUGAGAACUUGAAGAACUUCUCGAUCCGUGCGCUUGGCAAAGGUUGGGAGGAAGAGGACCCAAAAAAGAGGGGAAGUGGCAUAGUGUACUGCAGAACUCGGGACGCCUGUGAGGAAGUCAGCAUGAAGCUGACGUCCCUUGGCCUGCUCACGAAACCAUAUCACGGAGGUAUGAAGGCCGCAGAACGAAAAGAGAACCAGGACGAAUGGACCAAAGGGCAAGUGCCCAUAAUUGCCGCCACAGUAAGCUUUGGAAUGGGUGUUGACCGUGCCAUGGUUAGGUUUGUAGCGCACUGGUCAGUUCCACAGUCUAUUCCGGCUUACUACCAGGAAUCUGGCAGGGCUGGUCGUGAUGGAAGGCCGUCUUACUGCCGAAUUUAUUACUCCAGGAAGGACAGAAAAUCUAUAACCUACCUCCUGAAAAGAGACGAACAAGGGGCGAAAACAAAAAGGGCCAAGACUGUCGCAGAGAUGGCCACCAAAGCAUUUGAGAAGAUGGCCAGCUACUGCGAAGGGAUGACUUGUCGCCACAAAGUGCUUUGCAGUGAAUUCGGAGAUGAUCUGAAAGGCUGUGAAAAAAACUGUGAUGCUUGUACGAAGCCAAAACAGCUAGAAGGUAGGCUUUCAUCAUUCCAGGCUACUCUGCUCACUGGAACGAUUAAGAAGGAAAGCAACAAUGGUUUCGAUAAUGAACUUUAUGGCGGUGGAAGGCAUGGUCAGAAAAUGGACAGCGAGUAUUAUGAUGUUGACAGCGGGAGUGAUGGUGAAAGCAAUAGCAAAGCAGCCGCUGCUCUUUCACAAGUAAUUCAAGAUGAAUUUGAGAAGCGUCGUGGAUCAAAGUCUGAGCAGCCAAAGAAGAGAACUAUUCCCAAAAACUGCUCUGUUCUAGAGCCCAAAUGCUCAGCCAUUAAAGAAGUUUCUGUCGAGAUGCGACAAGAUUACUUAACGAAGUUGAAAGGGGAGAUGGAGAUGAAUUUCGCUGCGUACGAAACCUUCAACGACGAGCCACAGCUGACCCCUCGAGAGAUCAGAAACUGUGCCGCCGAGCACGAACUCCACAUAUUCAAAACAAAGAAAAAUGUGCACCUGUACAGGAAGGAGCUGGUGGACUUGUUUGUAGCACUAAGGGAAGCUACUCGUGCAGUCAAGCUUCACGACCUUCUUUUGAAGUGUAAAGAACCCAAGGAUGCAGCCAAAGAGAAGGCAAAGCCACCUGAGAGGUUGCACACCUUAUUGGAUUUCCUUUCAAAGGCCGAGCUUGAGAAGCCCUCACCACCUGAGCCAAGCAAGCAAGACAGCAGUACUAACAGGGCCCUGGUGCAGGAUGUUGAGAAGGCUGCUGCUGACAACUUGAAAUCAGUGGACAUGGAAUGUUCGGAUGAUUCAUUGCACAGUGAAAGCAGUGGUUUCCAUGCUUCAAAGCUGGCCAAGCAGGCCCAAACAAGUUCUCCGGUCAGCAAAGGAUCCAGCGGUGCUGCUUCACGCACACCAACCCCUCCAUACAUGAGUUCUAGCCCAAAGCAAGAGUACGAGGGGGCGUCGGCUUCGAAGAUCCGAUAUUUUUUCGAAAGCUCUCCCAUAAAAAAGAAGAGGAAAUUAGACUUUGGCAAGGCAGAGGAUUCUCCUCGUCGCAAAAAAACCAAUUCUGACCCUGCGCAGGAGAAUUCAGAAUCGCACGAUACAUCUGGGAACUCUGACGUUGCGAAGGAGUCGUCAAAACAUCAUGGCAAAAAACGUGGUGAAAGGGGCGAGGGAGCAAGCUUGGAAAAGUCGAAAGAGUCUAGUCCGAAGAAGCAAAACAUCAAAGAAGAGCUGAACCAAGCUGCACGAAACAUCAACAGGUGCCUCUACCCAAAGUACAAAGACAACAGGCUUUCAAAGGAUCUGUUCAAGAAGAUAUGCAAGCUGCUGUCGCACAAGUUGGUUGCUGAACAGACGCUGAGCAAGAGGGCCGCUGCAAAAGCAGUCGACAAGCUGUUUGAAGGCAAGGAUGUUGUGACUGAAAGCGACUUGGAUGAGCUGUGCCUCUAAGGACCGCUCAGCACAGUGCAGCUUGUGCUCCAGUCUGGCUCUCUAGUAACGCCAGUGGGAGCCCAAAUUUAAUGGUUGUUGCUGAUAUUGCAGUCUGUUUCUUUGAGAUCGAAUUACUAUUAUGCAAGAUCUGCUUUUGAUGGGGUUUAUCACCAUUCGAUCGUUGUGGAGAAUUUUUCUUUUUUUUCUAUUAUACAAAUAUGCAUUGAUCACUCACUUUUGAAGUAGGCUCGAUGCUGUACAGUUUUCCGCAUGUUCCUGAAAGCUAGAACUAUAUUAUGGCAUUAAAGGGGUGUUAUCGAAUAAGUAUAAUUGCUUCAGUUACAUGGUUCAAAUGGAGUGUUUGGAGAACUUUGGUUACAGCUUGCUGUUACUUGUUUGUUGAUCAUGCGGAGGACAUUGGUUUGAGUGUUAUUUUGUUAUUGAAACUUUUUCGUUUAAAAUGUGCUUCAUUGGUAUGAAUAUCAAAAUGACUAAGCUGGUGCAGGAAGGUUUGUAAUGCAAAUUAUUUCUUG